AUUUUUCAAGAUUCUAAAAGAUUUUUUGUUGAAAAAUAUAAACAACUCCAUCAAGAUGAUGCUUCUGGCACAGCACAAAAUUUCUACCAUAUUACGGUAAUUCCAGAUUUUGUGAACAAGGCAGUUAAACUUAUACAACAGUCUAUAAUUCAUGUUUAUCAUGAUGACAUUCAAUAUAAAGAUACUUUAACAAGUGAAUCAGAAGUUGAAGCAGAAGAGAAAAAAUUUAAACUAGUGGUGGACCAUUUACUUAAG
Molecule: messenger RNA, 255 nt
Organism: Racocetra persica
Lineage: Eukaryota; Fungi; Glomeromycota; Glomeromycetes; Diversisporales; Gigasporaceae
Source: the annotation of a GenBank genome assembly